AUGGCAGCGGAUAAAGAAUCGUCGUCGUCAAGCUCGGAGAAGCAAGAUCUGACUCGCCACGAGUCCGACUCGGAAGAUGUCCCCAAGUCUCCUCCUAGCUCCCCUGGCUCUUCCACUCGCAAGGCUUGCUAUGCUGUUCUGCAAAGUUGGGUCUCAAAGAAGUUCAUGACUGGAUGCAUUGUUCUAUUUCCGGUAGCUGUGACAUUCUUAGUCACAUGGUGGUUCAUUGAGUUUGUGGACAGUUUCUUCAGUCCAAUAUAUGAACAACUUGGCGUUGAUAUAUUUGGCCUUGGAUUUAUUACGUCACUACUUUUCAUAUUCUUUGUGGGGAUAUUUGCUUCAUCAUGGUUUGGUGCCACUGUAUUCUGGCUUGGUGAAUGGCUCAUAAAGCAAAUGCCAUUUGUGAAGCACUUAUAUUCAGCCUCCAAGCAACUCAGUGCAGCUAUUUCUCCUGGUAAUUCUCUAGAUGAAUGUUAUUUGAUCUACCAAAAUAAGAAUGUUACUUUGAAACCCUUGUGA
Linum trigynum is the source of this 519-nucleotide messenger RNA. The record is from the annotation of a GenBank genome assembly. NCBI's taxonomy places the organism in Eukaryota, Viridiplantae, Streptophyta, Magnoliopsida, Malpighiales, Linaceae.